This is a messenger RNA of Ylistrum balloti, 2307 nucleotides long. Its product is annotated as delta-1-pyrroline-5-carboxylate synthase-like. Gene Ontology annotation, molecular function: glutamate 5-kinase activity; glutamate-5-semialdehyde dehydrogenase (NADP+) activity; ATP binding. The coding region runs from base 16 to 2307 and encodes 763 amino acids. The transcript has 14 exons. Gene Ontology annotation, cellular component: mitochondrion; cytoplasm. The record is from RefSeq and is a predicted model, not a curated record. Lineage: Eukaryota; Metazoa; Mollusca; Bivalvia; Pectinida; Pectinidae.
AGACAUCGAAUCGCUAUGCCAUUUAGUACAUCGGUCAAGUCUAGCCAGAAACAUCAUAUCAGAAGUGACCUUCAGGGAUCAAAACGUGUAAUAGUUAAACUUGGCAGUGCUGUAAUCACAAGGGAAGAUGAAUGUGGCUUGGCUCUCGGAAGACUGGCCUCCAUUGUAGAACAGGUGUCCGAGUUACAAAAUCGUGGCAAGCAAAUGAUGAUGGUGACGAGUGGGGCCAUAGCGUUCGGCAAGCAGCAGAUGAGACAGGAACUCGUCAUGUCCAUGAGUGUACGACAGACACUGGCGAACACCAACAGACAGGCUGGUCCUCUGAUAGAGCCACGGGCAUGCGCAGCGGUGGGGCAAAGUGGUUUGAUGUCACUUUACGAGGCGAUGUUUAUGCAAUAUGGUGUCAAAACUGCACAGGUGCUGAUAACGAAACCUGAUCUGUAUCACGAGUCAAGUCGAAUGAACCUAAUUGAAACUUUGAUGGAGCUACUCAGAUUAAACGUGAUACCAAUCCUCAACUCUAACGACGCUGUGUCGCCGCCACCACUAGCCGAUCAAGACCUGGCCGGGGUAAGGUCUCAACUGAAUGAUGAUGAUGACAAAAUCGUGAUCAGUCUGAAAGACAAUGACAGUCUAGCUGCCCGCCUUGCUGUGGAAAUAGAUGCUGACCUGAUGGUCAUUAUGUCUGAUGUAGACGGACUAUACAAUCGACCCCCCUCCAUGGAAGGGUCGUGUCUACUCCACACAUUCUGCCCCACCAAGCAUGGAGCUGGGGUCGUGUUCGGGGAGAAGUCACGAGUAGGGCUUGGUGGAAUGGAAUCUAAGGUACGCGCUGCUACCUGGGCGUUGGAAAAUGGCGUCUCCGUUGUUAUUUGUAAUGGGAUGGAAAAUCGAGCCAUAGUCAAUAUCAUAGAUGGGAAAAAGAUUGGAACGUUUUUCACCAAGGAAGAGCCAAAAGGGGACAAUGUAGAGGAGCAGGCCUUACGAGCACGAGAGGGUAGCAGACUUCUUCAGACUCUCGCACCAAAUCAACGUGUUGCAAUUAUCAACCAACUGGCGGACUUAUUGAUAGAGCGGACGCAAGAAAUACUGGCAGCAAACAGGCUAGACGUCAGUUUGGCGGAAGAGAAAGGUAUUGAAGCACCACUUCUUGCUCGUCUCGCCCUCACUGAAAACAAGCUACAGACUCUAGCUGUUGGGCUACGACAGAUCGCCACAGCUAGUGAAAACACCGUCGGGAGGAUAAUACGGCGAACACAGUUGGCCAACGGGCUGGAAUUACAACAGGUGACGGCACCUCUCGGCGUGCUUAUGGUCAUCUUUGAAUCAAGACCUGAUGCUUUACCACAGGUUGCCGCCCUGGCUAUCAGCAGUGGAAACGGUCUCCUACUUAAAGGUGGAAAAGAAGCUUUCCACAGUAACAAGCUUCUCCAUGGUCUGGUCCAGGAGGCCCUACAAUCACAUGUUCCUAAGGAAACCGUCUCCCUGAUUAGCAGACGAGAGGAUAUACAUGAUUUGCUACAGAUGUCAGAUUACAUAGAUCUUGUCAUUCCUCGUGGAUCUAAGGAGCUCAUCCGCAAUAUCUCGGAACAUAGCAAUGGAAUUCCUGUCUUGGGUCACAGCGAAGGCGUGUGUCACGUGUAUGUGGAUGUAGAUGCGGACAUCAAGAUGGCCACUAAGAUAGUGUGUGACAGCAAGUGUGACUACCCGGCCGCCUGUAACUCUGUGGAGACCCUCCUUAUCCAUAGCAACUUGUUCGGUUCCCACGAAUUUGAUACACUCGUCGACACCCUCAAACAGAAUGCGGUGAAAAUAUAUGCUGGUCCGAGGCUGGCCAAUAAGAUCAAAUUCGGACCUCCUCUAGCAAAAUCGAUGCAUAUUGAAUAUGGUGACCUUGCGAUGACAAUGGAGCUUGUCGAUGACGUAGAUGAUGCAAUAGCACACAUCAACAAAUAUGGCAGUUCUCACACCGACAGCAUCGUCACAGACAAUGAAAACGCCGCUGAACGAUUUAUCCAGGGGGUUGACAGCGCCUGUGUGUUUCACAAUGCCAGUACUCGUUUUGCGGAUGGAUACCGAUUCGGAUUAGGUGCUGAGGUGGGGAUCAGUACCACCCGUAUACACGCCCGGGGACCCGUAGGAGUGGAAGGCCUAUUGACAACCAAGUGGCUUCUCCGGGGGACCGGACAGACGGUCCAGGAUUUUAACAGUGGGAAGUACCAGUAUAUACAUAAGGAACUUGAAGUCGAUGAUAUGGAGAUUCACAGAGACAACAUCAGUGAAGAGAUACAAUCAAGAAGAGCUUGA